This is a messenger RNA of Blepharisma stoltei, 762 nucleotides long. NCBI's taxonomy places the organism in Eukaryota, Ciliophora, Heterotrichea, Heterotrichida, Blepharismidae. The record is from the annotation of a GenBank genome assembly.
AUGGAAAAUUCGCCUCAAGAAAUUUUACUUGUAUCUGACUCAUCUUCCGACCUUUUCCCAAAAAUUUCUAAUUUCAACACACAUAAUGGAAAAGAUCCUGAGAGUCCUUAUCAGGAAGCGAUGUCUACAGAAGACCCAGAAUAUCUUGAAGAUCCCAGUUAUAUGCUUUAUUUUAGUGAUAUCAAGCUAAAUGGUGAUUUUUCAAAAUUAAACCCAAUUAAUGUUUGCAAAGAGAUAUCAAAUUCAAAUAAAAGUAAACAAAUCAGACGUAAACGGAUUUUAAAGUCUAAAUCAAGCAGAUGAACUGCAGACGAAGAUAAGCUCCUAAUUGAGCUUUAUUUCCAAUACGCUCUAGACUGGAAAACUAUUGCACAAUUUAUACCUGGCCGAGCAGCAGACGCUGUAAAAAAUCGGUUUUACGGAGUUAUUAAGAAAAAUGCAUCAUGAAGUGAUCAAAAAAACUUAAACAUGGUUGUCCAAAAAGCUAGAGAAAAUAGGGCAAAUAGCGAUUGCUCAGCUCUUCCUAGUAUUAGUGAUGAAACUGGCACUGAGAAGCUUGAAGUGCUUGAAAAAAACAGCACGAUUUUGGAUAAAAGUCUAAACGAAUUGAAAAACGGCUUGCAAAAAAAUGGAAACAAAAUAAGCUCAGAGGCAAAAGUUGUAUAUUUGGAUACUCUAAAAAAGAGUGCGGAAAAGCUUGAAGAACAAAUUAAACAAGUCAGAGAUAUGUUAAGAAAUUUUCCAGGAGAUAAACAAAAUUAA